Molecule: messenger RNA, 1260 nt
Organism: Mycena indigotica
Lineage: Eukaryota; Fungi; Basidiomycota; Agaricomycetes; Agaricales; Mycenaceae
Exons: 2
Coding region: 1-1260 (419 amino acids)
Source: RefSeq, a predicted model, not a curated record
AUGUCCCUCUCGCCAAUCCAACUUUGCUUCGAGGGCUCUCAAACUUUUUCUGCGCGGAUGCAGGGCAUUCGUGGUGUCAAUGGCCCUUUUGCGCCCCUGCCAACCGCCGAACAUGUUCUUACCAUUGCAACAAACUCUGUGUUUAUCAACAACUACACGGUCGACAAUAGGACAGUGGUGAAGCUUGACGAGGCGAAACAAUGGGGACUCGUGGAGGAUUCGCGGCUCGUAUUUGCGCGCGCAAGGGCGUCAAAUGGUCAGCGGUUCUGCCUAAGGUUUAUCUUCCAUGCGGACCGCGUGGCGCGCAAGGGGGAUCCAACGGGGAAUAUGCGGUUCAUUCAGGCGCUCAUCGAUGACACCAAGUUCUACGUGAAGAAUCUUCGGAUGGUGGCGGGGGUGCUGGUGCCACAAAACUACGGGAUGUGGGUGAUGGAAACGGGCGACUGGGCGGGGAAAGUGCUGUUCAGCCUCACGGAGUGGUGCGGGACUCCCUGGAAGACUUUAAUGGGGACCAAACUCGAUACUAAAGCGAACCGACAACUCAUCGCACGAACUUUCGAGAUGUUCCACGACCUUGGCGUCAAAAUUAAUGGCAAAUGCAAAAUGGGGAACAUCACUGGCUUCACACAUGUCCUCCUUGACCUCGACGACCCCAACCUCACACACGAAAUGGCAGCAUCCGGCCAGGCUCGCUGUUUUAUCGUUGACUUCGCACGUGCAAAGCGACACAAAUGCCGGCGCACAUUGCCUCUCGUUCCCCUCGGCAACGACGCGUUUGUUCUUCUCGUAUCCUCGUUGAAGCUCGACAUUCGUUGCCGCGAGCUGGAAAGCAUUGCUUUUCUACUCCGCUUAAUGCCCGCUCCGCCAUAUAAAACCGAUUCCCCAGAAACACCCAUCGAAGAGGCAAUAAAGUGGCAUGCCGAUUAUUCAGCUGCACACCCGUCGUAUCCAAACUCUGUCAUCCUCAUCGCGCAACGUGCCGCACUCUUCCCCAGGUCCUUCCCGGUCUACCCCGGGCUCAAGGUUUCUGGCCCGUCGAAGGAAAACGUCCAUGCUGAGCUCACCCUCUACGAUCGCGGACAGGGUUUCAUCAAUCCUGCCAGAUUCCUCAGGUCUUGCUCAAGCGAAGAAUACGAGUAUUUUCUGUUCGGCGACCAGUUGGAGGUGAAGCCUGCUGCAUUGGAUGCACAACUUCCGCAAAGGUGGCCUGAACCCACUGACAAUGACUCGGAUGAUGAUACUAGUGAGUGGAGCGAGUGA